UGCUGCUUUUCUUGCUCUUGCUGUUUGUCCACGCGAGAGUCGAUGUCCGCUUGGGUGGAGCACCAGCAUUGUAAAGCUAGAAUUCAACUGUAGCCCGUCUAAAUUAGCUCUAUAAUCAGGGAUUUGAUUACCUAUUUGCCUGUUCCGGGCAGUAAUUAUCGAGAAUUUGAGUUGAGUUGAAGGUUAACCCGAUGGAAAAUAGAGUAGAAAAGCAAAAUUCUCUGCAGGCCAUCCUUUACAAGCGUGGUUCGCUUCAAUUGCUUGAUCAGAGGAAACUUCCACUUGAGACAAUCUAUUUGGAUAUUCAAGACACAAAUGAUGGAUGGGUUGCUAUAAGGGAUAUGGUUGUUCGUGGUGCACCUGCUAUUGCUAUUGCUGCUGCUCUUUCCUUGGCAGUAGAAGUAUCUAACCUAAAAGAUUUUAGUGGGACAUCUGAUGAUGCAGCAUCUUUCCUUGGAAAGAAACUGGAAUAUCUUGUCUCCAGUCGUCCAACGGCUGUAAACCUUUCAGAUGCUGCAUCCAAACUCAAGGAAGUUGUAUCAAAGGCUGCUUCCACUGCUAAAGACACUAUGGGUGUCUUUCAGGCUUACAUAGAAGCCGCUGAGAUAAUGCUUCAAGAUGAUGUUGCCUCAAAUAAAGCAAUUGGCUCCUAUGGAGCUGGAUUUCUUCUGCACCAACUGAAAGACUUUGACAGGAUAUCGGUUUUGACCCAUUGCAAUACUGGCAGUCUCGCAACAGCUGGAUAUGGGACUGCUUUAGGUGUGAUUCGUGCACUUCAUGCUGAAGGAGUGUUAGAAAGGGCAUACUGUACUGAAACACGUCCAUUCAAUCAAGGAUCCAGACUGACAGCAUUCGAGUUGGUUUACGAGAAAAUUCCUGCCACUCUAUUAGUAGAUUCUGCUGCUGCAGCACUAAUGAAGGAUGGUCGAGUCAAUGCUGUUGUUGUAGGAGCCGACCGUGUGGCCGCUAAUGGUGACACAGCCAACAAGAUUGGUACUUACAGCCUUGCUCUUUGUGCAAAGCACCACAAUAUUCCAUUUCUAGUAGCUGCACCACUUACUUCCAUUGACUUAUCCAUUACCUCUGGAGAAGAAAUUGUCAUAGAAGAAAGAUCUCCUAAAGAAGUGUUGCAUGCACGCGGUGGACUUGGGGAACAGGUCGCUGCUUCUGGAAUUGCUGUUUGGAAUCCAGCUUUUGAUGUUACCCCUGCUGAUAUAAUUAGCGGAAUCAUCACAGAAAAGGGUGUUAUAACAAAGAAUGGGACUGAGGAUUUUGAUAUUAAAGGCUUCGUGCGGAAGGCAACAAGCAAUUCUUAAUGGCGGAAGCAACUUUCGUGGCAAAUGGCAAAACAUCUUUGAAAAGGAGACGUCUCUUCAGCCAACAAUUGAGCAUUUCAAAAGCUCGGCAACUUAAACUGGGGCACGCCCGUUACAGUAUUACCCUAACUAAAUUGGAGCAAACCAUGUGUUUGACCUGGCUUGUGCAAAGUUUAGCAAAUGCAAAAAUUUUGCUGCUCGACUAGUGCUUGUCACAGUCUUGUUAAUGCAUGAUGCCCGCCAUGCUUGGGUGUUUUACGAAUUUUUCAGAAUUAUGUCAUCUGGGCAGCGAAAGUUGUCGAAAUAAUAUCAGAAGACGUGUAUUCUUGACGAGUACUCAUGCAUGAUGCCCGUCAUUGUGUUUAAUGCUCACCAUGCCUGUGUACCCUAUUUCGUCUAA
Molecule: messenger RNA, 1716 nt
Organism: Coffea arabica (coffee)
Lineage: Eukaryota; Viridiplantae; Streptophyta; Magnoliopsida; Gentianales; Rubiaceae
Product: methylthioribose-1-phosphate isomerase
Molecular function (GO): S-methyl-5-thioribose-1-phosphate isomerase activity
Source: RefSeq, a predicted model, not a curated record